UGUGCCCACCACGGUACAUCACCUCCAUCCAUCCCUGCAAAUACGGACGCAGGAGUAGAGGCGGCAACCGGACUCCCGAAGACAGACGUGGGGCAGCGGCUGUGACUGCAUCUCCAGCUACAACAACAGGUCGCCUUUUUGAGAGUCCUUUGGCGGGAAGGGCUACUUGGAAAGGGAAGGUUUGAAAGAGCAAAAAGAGAAGGUGGAAGGGUUCCCUGAUUCGGCAAAAGAAUACCACUGGGUGACUCUUCUUCCUCUUCUCUAUCCUACACUCCACAUACUGACCCCGUAUUGUCAGACUGUGUCAGGGGAGAAAUCAAAGACACCUGUUUGAAGAAAUUGCUGCAUUUAAAGUCACCCGUGUGCUUACUUGUGCCGGAAGGUGGCCUGGUCCAACUGCUAGAAGAGGCUUGCUUGGUCAGGUUCUGCUGUGGGUGAUUGUUCGGACGUUGUGUUUUUUUGAUGUUGUUAUUCCAAAUGCCUGUCUUUGAGUGCAACUUGCCCUUCUGAGAACUGUGACUUCAGCAGUUCUUCAGCAGUCCUACCUUGGAAUAAGAUACCUCAGGACCACGUUUCUCAGUAAGGUUUUCUGUUUUGUUUUGUUUUGACGGGAGGAAUUGGGUGAUUGUGGCUACUUUGGUUGGCCCACUGUAGAAGCCUGGUUACCCUUCUGGCCUCCACUUCGAGGAACCAUGGCGGCAGGUGUAGCAGCGUGGCUGCCCUUUGCAAGGGCCGCGGCCAUCGGGUGGAUGCCUGUGGCCUCGGGGCCCAUGCCAGCUCCCCCGAGGCAGGAAAGGAAGAGGACUCAAGAUGCUCUAAUUGUGCUGAAUGUGAGUGGCACCCGUUUCCAGACGUGGCAGGACACCCUGGAACGUUACCCAGACACUCUGCUGGGCAGUUCUGAGAGGGACUUUUUCUACCAUCCAGAGACUCAGCAGUAUUUCUUCGACCGUGACCCAGACAUCUUCCGCCACAUCCUGAACUUCUACCGCACUGGGAAGCUCCACUAUCCCCGCCAUGAGUGCAUCUCGGCUUAUGAUGAAGAACUGGCCUUCUUUGGCCUCAUCCCGGAAAUUAUUGGCGACUGCUGUUAUGAGGAGUACAAGGACCGCAGGCGAGAGAACGCAGAGCGCCUGCAGGACGAUGCCGACACCGACAACACGGGGGAGAGCGCGCUGCCCACCAUGACUGCUCGGCAGCGGGUCUGGCGGGCGUUUGAGAACCCCCACACCAGCACGAUGGCCCUGGUGUUCUACUAUGUGACGGGCUUCUUCAUUGCCGUCUCAGUCAUUGCCAACGUGGUGGAAACAGUGCCGUGUGGGUCUAGCCCCGGCCACAUCAAGGAACUGCCCUGUGGGGAGCGCUAUGCCGUGGCCUUCUUCUGCUUGGACACAGCCUGCGUCAUGAUCUUCACAGUCGAGUACUUGCUUCGCCUGGCUGCAGCCCCUAGUCGUUACCGUUUUGUGCGUAGUGUCAUGAGUAUCAUCGACGUGGUGGCCAUCCUGCCUUAUUACAUUGGGCUGGUGAUGACAGACAAUGAGGAUGUCAGUGGAGCCUUUGUUACGCUCCGAGUCUUCCGGGUCUUCAGGAUCUUUAAGUUUUCCCGCCACUCUCAAGGCCUGCGCAUCCUGGGGUACACACUGAAGAGCUGUGCCUCGGAAUUGGGCUUCUUGCUCUUCUCGCUUACUAUGGCUAUCAUCAUCUUCGCUACAGUUAUGUUCUACGCAGAGAAGGGGUCUUCAGCCAGCAAGUUCACUAGCAUCCCUGCAGCCUUCUGGUAUACCAUCGUCACCAUGACAACACUAGGGUAG
This is a messenger RNA of Galeopterus variegatus (Sunda flying lemur), 1811 nucleotides long. RefSeq names its product potassium voltage-gated channel subfamily D member 2. Gene Ontology annotation, biological process: protein homooligomerization; potassium ion transmembrane transport. Gene Ontology annotation, cellular component: membrane; voltage-gated potassium channel complex. NCBI's taxonomy places the organism in Eukaryota, Metazoa, Chordata, Mammalia, Dermoptera, Cynocephalidae. Gene Ontology annotation, molecular function: voltage-gated monoatomic ion channel activity involved in regulation of postsynaptic membrane potential; A-type (transient outward) potassium channel activity; protein binding. The record is from RefSeq and is a predicted model, not a curated record. The coding region runs from base 693 to 1811 and encodes 372 amino acids. The transcript has a single exon.